AUGAAGGACCCAGGGAGUUUCCAAAUCCACUGCAUCAUAGGGGAUAUCACUAUUGAAAAGGCUUUGUGUGACUUGGGAUCUAGUAUCAAUCUCAUGUCUUUGAACAUGAUAAGAAGGAUGAGAAUUGAGGAAGCCAAACCAACAAGAAUGGCACUCCAACUAGCUGACAGAACAUUCAAGUUUCCACAUGGAGUGGUGGAAGAUUUAUUGGUGAAGGUGGGAGAAUUCAUCUUCCCAGCUGACUUUGUUGUGCUGGAUAUGGAAGAAGAGGCAAACACUUCAAUUAUCUUAGAAAGGCCAUUCCUAGCUACUGUUGGAGCCAUUAUUGAUGUGCAAAAAGGAGAACUAGUCUUGAGAUUACACGAGGAAAAGAUGGUCUUCAAUAUCUUCAAGUCAAUGAGUUAUCCCAAGGAAGCAAUAGGAGAAUGCAUGAUGGUGGACACCAUAGAACAAAUAGUCCAAGGAGUUUUGGAAGAAGAGCAAUAUGAAAGAAGUAUGGAAUUGGAGUAA
Molecule: messenger RNA, 510 nt
Organism: Arachis duranensis
Lineage: Eukaryota; Viridiplantae; Streptophyta; Magnoliopsida; Fabales; Fabaceae
Exons: 1
Coding region: 1-510 (169 amino acids)
Source: RefSeq, a predicted model, not a curated record